AUGCUGAGCAUCUACACCUUGAUCACCAACUGGCUCCUGACUUUCGUCAUUCUCCUCGUUGUCGGUGGUAUGUACGGUAUCGGUAAACUCGAGGGUCGUGACAUCGAGAUUGGUACUUUCCGCGCCACUACUUCGCAGCUCUACACCGGUCUGGUCAUCGUCGCCGUACCCCUUGCCAUCUUCUCCAACCCCUUCGGCUCCGCUCUCUGGCUCAUCGGUGCCUCGGGCGUCAGCAUUAUUGGGGGAAGUGGUGAAGUGUGGAAAGACGAGUUCGAAUCUCGGCGAAGGAAAUUCUUGGACGUUGGCGACGAGAGCGAUAAUGGCUAUCAACGUGUCUAUCUUGAUCCUGCCGCUUUCAAAUCAAGGUCCGCUGAUAGACUGCCGCGAGAAGAGUUCACUGGAGACGACUUACUGUUCACUGGAUAUGACUUGGGGUCUGCGAGGGGAGAAAGAAGGGCGGAUGACACUGUGUACGAAAGAAGGCCGCAACAUCCACAGGAAGACGACUACUACCACGACAAUACGUUGACACGAUCGUCACGAGAGGAUAUACUGGUUCAGUCAGCCAGAGAGAAACUCAGGAGAGCACGUGUCAAAGGCAAGACGAAUGUCAGUCUGAGUGUUGAGGAGAUGGCCGCGUUAGAAAGGAGCAGCACUCAAUCCAGGGAUACAUCCGAGCCAAGUACACCGAGCAAGAACAAGACCAGAGGAAGUCGGUCUAGUAGUACCACAAGUCUGACCAACACUCGACCACGAAGAACAAGUAUCGGUCUCUUCGGCAGCACGUCACCAUCGCACUCUCGUUCACGAACGCCAAAGACCUCGAGGAAGCCAUCAAAUGAACAACAAUCAGUUGCUCGUGCAUCUGGCUCAACACCGCCAGCAUUCAUGAUCCGCGGUCCUGAUGGUAUGCCAAUGUACGCUCCUAGUGAUUACAAUCCUGCUCCGGUGUCGUCUAGAAGGCCAUCGGGGAACAGCACUCGCAAUGUCACUCCGCCAUACGAGGCAUACUCUGCUCGCGGUUAUGGUUCUGAGCUGCGAGCACAUCCUUCAUCUUCGGGUCGAGCUCUGUACGAUGAGAAUGCAUGGACUUCCUCCAGUCGACCAGUCGCAGGAGUAGCAUAUCCCGAUAUGCUUGGACCUUCUUCCUCACCUGGUGCACAAUCCUAUCAAGCUCCUGUCCCAUCGUCGGACGUGUCGUAUGCAAAGUUGAGGCGAGCACCGCAAGGGUCGCCGCUCUACAAUGUUGAAGCAGCUUUUGACAGAGGGCACAGGGAAGCUGAGAUGGGUCCAGGAGCACGACCAGCAAGCAGUGGAAGCAGUAGUGAUGAUUCUGGCGGACAAGGCGUGAGGAUCGAGGUCGAGCCAGGGUUUGGGCUUCGAAGAGUACCAGUCUCGAGCAAAAGUAGCGGCACAGUCAGGCGCAAGGGCAGAAGAUAG
Messenger RNA from Aureobasidium musti, 1440 nucleotides. The record is from the annotation of a GenBank genome assembly. Lineage: Eukaryota; Fungi; Ascomycota; Dothideomycetes; Dothideales; Saccotheciaceae.